Molecule: messenger RNA, 1941 nt
Organism: Pecten maximus
Lineage: Eukaryota; Metazoa; Mollusca; Bivalvia; Pectinida; Pectinidae
Product: focadhesin-like
Exons: 11
Coding region: 22-1644 (540 amino acids)
Biological process (GO): regulation of post-transcriptional gene silencing
Source: RefSeq, a predicted model, not a curated record
GGAGCCAUCUUGGGUCUCGGUAUGGCUGUCUGUGCGAUGUGUGAGGAAGGGAAAACAGAGAGUCGAGCUCACGUUGUGUCCAUUUACGACAAACUGCUGGCCCUGUAUGACGACCUUGACCCUCUAGACAACAUAGUCCAGUCGGUCAGUGUUUGUACGGCCUGUAUCGCGGGCGCUGCAUUUAGCUCCAACAUUUUGUCGGUGACUAGAGUGGACACAGCCGUGGACAAACUGAUGACCACUCACUCAAACCACCCACAGGUAACUGGGGUGUGUCUGGCUCUGGGCAUGCUCUGUUACAGUCUCCGGAGGGCAGGUCACCCUGGAGUAGGGGAUGUGAGGACCAGACUGUGUGGUAGCUGGAUCAGGACUUUAUCAGCAGAGGACACAGCCCCGAUGGAAAAGGUAGCCAUAUUGAAUGGACUAAUGGCCUUGAUUGGAUCGGAGCGGACGCUAAUACCUGUCCAGAGUAGUGCUGUCAGUAGUGACCUGAACACUGAUGAUGUCAUCAAGGUCGCAUCACAGACUGUUGCCAGUGGAAACGACCUUGGAAUUCAGAACAACGCAGCCUGGAUGCUGGGUCACCUGUAUCUGUCAGCGUGUGCUGUUGCUGACACAAGAGCUAGUGUGCCCUCUACCUACGGAUACCUGCCUGAGAAGAGUUUCCUACGAGCUGUAGUGGACUUUAUGGCAGAAGCUGGCAAAGCAGGAGCAGAAACUGUACCAAAGGAACAAGUUGAAUUGGCCUUGACCUCACUACAAGAGGAAGUAGAACAGGCACUGCCCCCUAUAAAUUGGGCAGGGCUGUUGACUCCUAUGAUGAGGAUGGGAUUCGGUGAUGCGGUGCGACGUCUCAGUUUAAAGUUGGCUGUGAAACAGAGUGGAACAGCUCCCACAGCGGCCUUGUUCCUCACGACGUGGAUGACCUUGCCUUUACUAAGUACACUAGAUGAGAGUUGUCAGAUGGCUCUGUACGAUGCCCUGCCAGUCCUGAUUCGCUCCAUUUCACCGACAGCUAUCGGAUCACUCCUGGAUGUAGGAUCUAGUCAAACCUACAUCAGUCCGGACGGUAUCCUAAACCAUGCCCUACUUCAUGUCCUAACUGGACUGACCAAUGCCCUCAAGGUGAAUGACCCACCAGAGGCAGUGACCGCUGUCCUGUACAAGGCUGUGGGUACACUCUACACCAAGCUGGCAUCGUCUACUCAGGUGUCAGUGCUAUGUGUGCUGGCUGAUUGCCUUGGUAACCUACCUGAUGAUCUCUUUGAUAAAGUAACCGGUGAGGAUUUCCUGUACGAUACGAGUCAUUCUAACGGUUGUCUAGUUCGCUGUUACUUGGUGGCCCAAGGGAAGCAACCCAUAGCCAUUCUUAACAGCUGUAUUGAUGCUACCUUCAACAACAAAAGAUGCAACCGUUCUCUGAUAUCCAAAUAUCUACAGCACUGCUUCUAUCAGAUGACCAAAACAAGGUCAGAGUUCACUGGGGUUAUGCAAAGGUUACAAUGGCUGGUUGAACUCUUGGGGCAUGUUCGUAACAUAGCAACAGGGACUACAACUCUAUCAGAUGACAUUACAAGCAAAAUAGAGGUAAGUCUUGAAUGGGAAAAUAUUGUUAAAAAUGUUCUUGAUGGAACUACUGCCUGAUUCAAGAUUGCUGUUAUGGUGUUCAUCUUGAAAAUCUUACACAUGUCCAAACUUCAGUUGGGCUAUGUAGAUAUGUUGACCAUUUACAACUAAUUACUUAAAGUCUUCUAUUGAUGUAUCUUCGGGAAUGCCAGUAAUUCUUCAUUAUCCAUUUAGGAGGAGUAGCAAUAAUGAGAGAAUUGUUUACAGAUGAACGGACAGACAACAGUGUACUCUGACAAAAGAUUCUGUUCUGCCAGGAGAGACAAAAACUGAACAAGAUAAUUGAUAACAUUAAAUCAGGUGAAAUUAUUUGAC